UGUUAGUUGUUACAUACAACUUGAGCUGUUAGUUAUCAUAUCUGUAGGGUCGUUUAAGGGCCAUGUUGUUGGUGGAAUACGACAUUUUCGACCACACAAAUUAUUAUUUUGAAAGACAAAUACAUGUGAUUUAAUAUGAGUGUGUUUCUUGGAGUUUCAUACAGCACCACACUUAUGCUUACCACACUUAUCUACAUUAUUUCUUUAUAGCUUAUAUAUACAACGCCAUUUCUUGAUUACGAACAUCACAAGUCCUGAAAAUACUCUCUAGUUUUCUCAGCUAUCACUUGUAUCAAAUACUUCUUAAAAGAGCUUUCAUAAAAACAGAAACAAAUCAGCUAAGCAAGAUUCAUUUCAAAAAAAGAUGACAAUCCGCCAAAUUUUUAGAAGAUCGUUAUCCAACGAAAGAAAAUCAGCUGAAGUUCCAAAGGGUCAUUUGGCUGUUUAUGUUGGGGAGAGCGAAAAGAAGCGUUUCAUAAUUCCAUUAUCGUAUUUGAACCACCCUAUGUUUCAAGAUUUGCUGUGCCGAGCUGAAGAAGAAUUCGGAUUCCACCAUCCAAUGGGUGGACUCACUAUUCCUUGCAGUGAAGAUCUAUUUGUUGAUUUAACCUCUCAUUUGAGCAGAACAUGAAAUACGUGUUUAGAAGGAUCACGAUUUUGUAAAAUUAGUUUUUCUUUCGAGAAAGAUUCUUCGUCUUGUUUUCAAGAAGAGAAAUGUAUAGAAGCACAAAAUUACAGUAUAUACAACAACCUUUAAGCCAUUUUAAGAUGCCAAAGCAUUGUAGGGU
This is a messenger RNA of Erythranthe guttata (spotted monkey flower), 788 nucleotides long. NCBI's taxonomy places the organism in Eukaryota, Viridiplantae, Streptophyta, Magnoliopsida, Lamiales, Phrymaceae. The record is from RefSeq and is a predicted model, not a curated record.